UGCCAAGAUGCCCCGCUGCUGCGCAGGGCCCCGGGCCGCCCCCGACGUGUGACCCCAGCCUGGUCCCCCUGCUCGGCCGUCCGCCCUCCCCUUGGAGACCCCCGGCCCGGCCCCCGGGGAAGGAGGAAGACGACGAGGCCGAGGAGGGGAUGUCGGGCUCCAAAAGCGUGAGCCCCCCGGGCUACGCGGCGCAGACAGCGGCGGCGCCGGCGUCCCGGGGAGGCCCGGAACACCGCUCCGCGUGGGGAGAGGCCGAUUCCCGCGCCAAUGGCUACCCCCACGCCCCCGGGGGUUCGGCCCGCAGCUCCACCAAGAAACCCGGCGGUGCGGUGACCCCGCAGCAACAGCAGCGCCUGGCCAGCCGCUGGCGCAGCGACGACGAUGAUGAUCCCCCGCUGAGCGGCGACGACCCCCUGGCCGGGGGCUUCGGCUUCAGCUUCCGCUCCAAGUCUGCCUGGCAGGAGCGUGGCGGCGACGACUGCGGUCGCGGCAGCCGCCGCCAGCGGCGGGCGGCCGAUGAGCUGGAGGCCGGCGCCGUCGAGGGCGACGAGGGGUCCGGGGAUGGCGGCAGCUCGGGGAGCUCGGGCGCGGGUCCUGGCCCGGUGCUGUCGCUGGGCGCCUGCUGCCUGGCGCUUUUGCAGAUAUUCCGCUCCAAGAAGUUCCCGUCCGACAAGCUGGAGCGCCUGUACCAGCGCUACUUCUUCCGUCUGAACCAGAGCAGCCUCACCAUGCUCAUGGCCGUGCUGGUGCUCGUGUGCCUCGUCAUGUUGGCCUUCCACGCGGCGCGGCCCCCGCGCCAGCUGCCCUACCUGGCCGUGCUGGCGGCCGCCGUGGGCGUGAUCCUGGUCAUGGCGGUGCUCUGCAACCGCGCCGCCUUCCACCAGGACCACAUGGGCCUGGCCUGCUACGCGCUCAUCGCCGUGGUGCUGGCCGUCCAGGUGGUGGGCCUGCUGAUGCCCCAGCCGCGCAGCGCCUCCGAGGGCAUCUGGUGGACCGUGUUCUUCAUCUACACCAUCUACACGCUGCUGCCCGUGCGCAUGCGGGCCGCGGUACUAAGCGGGGUGCUCCUGUCUGCCCUGCAUCUGGCCAUCGCCCUGCACACCAACGCCCAGGACCAGUUCCUGCUCAAGCAGCUUGUCUCCAACGUGCUCAUUUUCUCCUGCACCAACAUCGUGGGCGUCUGCACCCACUACCCGGCCGAGGUCUCCCAGAGACAGGCCUUCCAGGAGACCCGGGAGUGCAUCCAGGCGCGGCUCCACUCGCAGCGGGAGAACCAGCAGCAGGAGCGGCUCCUGCUGUCUGUCCUUCCCCGUCAUGUUGCCAUGGAGAUGAAGGCAGACAUCAACGCCAAGCAGGAGGACAUGAUGUUCCAUAAGAUUUACAUCCAGAAACAUGACAACGUGAGCAUCCUGUUUGCUGACAUUGAGGGCUUCACCAGCCUGGCGUCCCAGUGCACUGCCCAGGAGCUGGUCAUGACCCUCAACGAGCUCUUCGCCCGCUUCGACAAGCUGGCCGCGGAGAAUCACUGUUUACGUAUUAAGAUCCUGGGGGAUUGUUAUUACUGCGUUUCGGGGCUGCCUGAAGCCAGGGCUGACCACGCCCACUGCUGCGUGGAGAUGGGCAUGGACAUGAUUGAGGCCAUCUCGUUGGUCCGGGAGGUGACAGGGGUGAACGUGAACAUGCGCGUGGGAAUUCACAGCGGGCGAGUACACUGCGGUGUCCUUGGUCUCAGGAAGUGGCAGUUCGACGUCUGGUCUAACGACGUCACGCUGGCCAACCACAUGGAGGCUGGAGGCAAGGCAGGACGCAUCCACAUCACCAAGGCCACACUCAACUACCUGAACGGCGACUACGAGGUGGAGCCAGGCUGCGGGGGCGAGCGCAACGCCUACCUCAAGGAGCACAGUAUCGAGACCUUCCUCAUCCUGCGCUGCACCCAGAAGCGGAAAGAAGAGAAGGCCAUGAUCGCCAAGAUGAAUCGCCAGAGAACCAACUCUAUCGGGCACAACCCGCCACACUGGGGGGCCGAGCGCCCCUUCUAUAACCACCUGGGCGGCAACCAGGUGUCCAAGGAGAUGAAGCGGAUGGGCUUUGAAGACCCCAAGGACAAGAACGCCCAGGAAAGUGCAAACCCCGAGGAUGAAGUGGACGAAUUUCUGGGCCGCGCCAUUGACGCCAGGAGCAUCGACAGGCUGCGAUCUGAGCAUGUCCGCAAGUUCCUCUUGACCUUCAGGGAGCCUGACUUAGAGAAGAAGUACUCCAAGCAGGUGGAUGACCGAUUCGGUGCCUACGUGGCCUGUGCCUCGCUCGUCUUCCUCUUCAUCUGCUUUGUCCAGGUCACCAUCGUGCCCCACUCCGUGUUCAUGGUGAGUUUCUACCUGACCUGUUUCCUGCUGCUGGCCUUGGUGGUGUUUGUGUCCAUGAUCUACUCCUGCGUAAGGCUCUUCCCGGCCCCCCUGCAGACCCUGUCCAGGAAGAUCGUGCGGUCCAAGAUGAACAGCACCCUGCUUGGGGUGUUCACCAUCAUCUUGGUGUUCCUAUCGGCUUUUGUCAACAUGUUCAUGUGCAACUCCAGGGACCUGUUUGGCUGCCUGGCGGACGAGCACAACAUCAGUGCCAACCAGGUCAACGCGUGCCACGUGGUGGAGUCGGCCGCCAACUACAGCCUGGGCAACGAGCAGGGCUUCUGUGGCAGCCCCUGGCCCAACUGCAACUUCCCCGAGUACUUCACCUACAGCGUGCUGCUCAGCCUGCUGGCCUGCUCCGUGUUCCUGCAGAUCAGCUGCAUCGGGAAGCUGGUGCUCAUGCUGGCCAUCGAGCUCAUAUACGUGCUCGUCGUCGAGGUGCCCGGUGUCACGCUCUUUGACAAUGCCGACCUGCUGGUCACCGCCAACGCCAUAGACUUCAACAACAACGGGACCUCCCAGUGCCCUGAGCACGCGACCAAGGUGGCUCUGAAGGUGGUGACGCCCAUCGUCAUCUCAGUCUUCGUGCUGGCCCUGUACCUGCACGCCCAGCAGGUGGAGUCCACCGCCCGCCUCGACUUCCUCUGGAAACUGCAGGCCACGGAGGAGAAGGAGGAGAUGGAGGAGCUGCAGGCCUACAACCGGCGGCUGCUGCACAACAUCCUGCCCAAGGACGUGGCUGCCCACUUCCUGGCCCGCGAGCGGCGCAACGACGAGCUGUACUAUCAGUCUUGCGAGUGCGUGGCCGUCAUGUUCGCCUCCAUCGCCAACUUCUCCGAGUUCUACGUGGAGCUAGAGGCCAACAACGAGGGCGUCGAGUGCCUGCGGCUGCUCAACGAGAUCAUCGCCGACUUCGACGAGAUCAUCAGCGAGGAUCGGUUCAGGCAGCUGGAAAAGAUCAAGACCAUCGGCAGCACGUACAUGGCCGCCUCGGGCCUUAACGACUCCACCUAUGACAAGGUGGGCAAGACCCACAUCAAGGCUCUGGCUGACUUCGCCAUGAAGCUGAUGGACCAAAUGAAGUACAUCAACGAGCACUCCUUCAACAACUUCCAGAUGAAGAUCGGGCUCAACAUCGGCCCCGUGGUGGCCGGGGUGAUCGGGGCCCGCAAGCCUCAGUACGACAUCUGGGGCAAUACAGUGAACGUGGCCAGCCGCAUGGACAGCACCGGUGUGCCUGACCGCAUCCAGGUCACCACAGACAUGUACCAGGUGCUGGCCGCCAACACAUACCAGCUGGAGUGCCGGGGUGUGGUCAAGGUCAAGGGCAAAGGCGAGAUGAUGACCUACUUCCUCAACGGAGGGCCCCCGCUCAGUUAGCAGCUGCCAGCCGAUGAUGCCAGGCAGCCUGGCCUCCAGAGAAACGGAAACGGCUUCUUUGUGUGCCGGGUGGGCAGGUGGAAGCCUGCGCUCCAGCCCGCGGGGCGGCGCCGGUGAGAUUUUCCACUUUGACUCCAGAAGCAGCUUCUGCCUUUGCGGGCGGGCAGCAGCCUCCAUCCCAGGCCCCGGGGUGCCAGCGUCCUGCGAGCACCAAGCUGACCAAAGAUGUUUCCCUCUGAAGAAGACUCCGCUAGACUCGAUCUGAAUCUUGAGUUUUCUAACGGGUGCUGCUGCGCAGGUGGACAGGAGCUGCGGAAGCGUUGAUGGGUGCGUGGCAGCC
Molecule: messenger RNA, 4125 nt
Organism: Ceratotherium simum simum (southern white rhinoceros)
Lineage: Eukaryota; Metazoa; Chordata; Mammalia; Perissodactyla; Rhinocerotidae
Source: RefSeq, a predicted model, not a curated record